GCUACUCCCGGGGCCGGCCGCGGGCAGCCGCCGCCAGACGCGCGCUGCGGUUGUGGAGGUGCCGGGACCGGCCCCGGUCGGGCGAGGGGACCGGGAUGCUGCUCUCGAAAAUUAGCUCGUUGGCCCAUCUGCGCUCCGGGACCGGCGGGGAGCUGCACGCCGCGAAGCUGCAAGCGGGGAAGGAGAAGGAGCCCCUGGAGCGGCUGCACCGCGUGGGAGCGCUGCUGGGCAGCGGCGGCUCCGGGUCCGUGCCCUCGGGCUCCGCCCCGCCCGUCCGACAGCGCCCCGGUAAGUGGCGGGGCCGGUGGUGGGGCGGGGGGAGGCGGCGCGGCGGGGGCCAGCUCAGCCCAACGCUGCCCUUGGCUUGCAGGUGGCGAUCAAACACGUGGCUCGGGCGCAGCAGCAGCCUCGCCUGUAAGGGUCGGUGCUCCCCCGGUUCCGUGCUGCCAUCUUCCGGCACCCGCGGCUUUUCCUUACAACCCAAAGUUUGUCAACAAGAGUCACGUGCUGAUGACGGGGAACGGGUGACACGGUGUGUGUGUCCCCAUGGGGCCACUGGUGCAGCCUCUGCCAUCCCAGGGAUGCAUCCUCCCGCUGAGCUGUGCCUGUAUCCCAUAGGAACACGCGUGUACAGCCCACCGGAGUGGGUCCGCUACCACCGCUACCACGGCCGUCCAGCGGCCAUCUGGUCUCUGGGCGUGCUGCUUUAUGACAUGGUCUGCGGGGACGUCCCCUUCGAGCGUGAUGAGGACAUCAUCGGUGGGGAGCUCUUCUUCCGGCGCCGGGUCUCUGUCGAGUGCCAGCACCUCAUCCGGUGGUGUUUAUCCCUGCACGCUUCCGACAGACCAUCCCUGGAAGACAUUUUCAACCACACGUGGCUGCAAGCCCUUCACCUGCCCCAGGAGACAGCCGACAUCCACCUGCACAGCCUCAUCCAGGAGCCUGGCAAGUGACAGCUUCAGGCAGCUCCUGGCCAGAAGCAGCAAAGAAUCCCAGACUUGUCCUGAUGAGCACAGAACUGAGCAAGGAUCCUCAGACACGACCAUGCACGUCUUGUCCUGGACUUUUCUUUCGUUUUGCUUUGGGGUUUGAGUC
Molecule: messenger RNA, 1095 nt
Organism: Pezoporus occidentalis (night parrot)
Lineage: Eukaryota; Metazoa; Chordata; Aves; Psittaciformes; Psittacidae
Product: serine/threonine-protein kinase pim-1-like
Biological process (GO): negative regulation of apoptotic process; protein autophosphorylation
Cellular component (GO): cytoplasm
Molecular function (GO): protein serine/threonine kinase activity; ATP binding
Source: RefSeq, a predicted model, not a curated record